Molecule: messenger RNA, 1978 nt
Organism: Austrofundulus limnaeus
Lineage: Eukaryota; Metazoa; Chordata; Actinopteri; Cyprinodontiformes; Rivulidae
Gene: slc66a2
Product: solute carrier family 66 member 2
Exons: 6
Coding region: 354-1169 (271 amino acids)
Biological process (GO): retrograde transport, endosome to Golgi; phospholipid translocation
Cellular component (GO): trans-Golgi network; endosome
Source: RefSeq, a predicted model, not a curated record
AAAAAAAACUAUCACAAGAUAGGAGCUGACCGAACGAGCUGGUCUGAGACGAAACUCUCCUAAUAUUGACAGAUAAAUUAAAAAAAAUGCGUCUUUAUGUUAAGUUUCCUGGUGAGCUGCAGGAAUCUUUGAUACAUAUUUGAGAACAUCGUGGAUUUGUUGUGAGGAUUCAACCUCGGGCCAAACAAGGAUAGCUCGACACUAAUCAGCGCAAAUCUGCUUUGAAGUUGAAACACCAACACUUUUAUUGUCUCAAAGGCAUCAUCAGGAACCAGAGGAGGGUCAACAUCUUCUACCAACGCCCCCGAAUCCACUGACAGCCAGCCGGGGUUGUUUUACAGCAGCAUCCGAACAUGGAAGAGGAGGUUUUUGAGCAGGUCGUGUCCGUGUUCGGCACGCUGGUGUCGUGGGUGGCUGCCGGGGCCAUGGUGUUCGGAGGGGUGGUCCCCUACAUCCCCCAGUACAGGGACAUCAGACGGACCCAGAACGCUGAGGGCUUCUCCACCUACGUGUGCCUGGUCCUGCUGGUGGCCAACAUCCUGAGGAUCCUCUUCAGAUUUGGUCAUUACUUUGAGACCCUGCUGCUGUGGCAGAGCAUCAUCAUGAUCGGCACAAUGCUCGUCAUGCUGAACCUGUGCACCAACGUCCGCAUGGCUGCUGAACUCAACACCAAGAGGCGCUCCUUCCUAGCCACAGACAUUAAGGACGAGGAUAUCCGAAUCCCUAAGAGGUUCUUUCUGGACUUUGACUGGAACUACUUCUGGUCAUGGAGUCGCUUCAUGGACUACUUGCAGUGCGUACUGGCCUUCACCCUUGUGGCGGCCUACAUCACCUACCUCCUCCUGGACUCGGCGCUGUUCGUGGAGACCCUGGGCUUCCUGGCUGUGUUCACUGAAGCAAUGCUGGGUACGCCACAGCUGUACUGCAACUAUCAGAACAAGUCCACAGAGGGCAUGAGCAUCAAGAUGGUGCUGAUGUGGACCAGCGGUGACACCUUUAAAACCGGCUACUUCCUGCUCACACAGGCUCCUGUGCAGUUCUGGACGUGCGGCCUGCUGCAGGUCUUUGUGGACUUAGCCAUCCUGUUCCAGGUGUACUACUACAGCCGCUACCCACAGAAACCCGUGUCCCACAACACCUCCCACACCACGAGUGCCAAAGCCCUUUGAGAUCGUCCACACAGACUGUUAUAGUCAGGCCAGAUGAGCAGCACGAGAAAACAGAAGAACCAAAGUACGUUCAGAUUUACCCACUACUGAACGUUAAGACAAACCCACUUGAACAUGGCACUGAUGUGGUGGUGGUACCACCGAACUUGUUACACGCAUUUUUUUUAACUUUCCAAAUGACUUCUUCUCAAUGAAGUAUUUAAAUCAAUGCUGUCAUGUGGCAAAUGUUUUGCACAGACGUGAACAUUUAGGUAAUAACUGGACACACUUAAGUUCAAGGAUUCAUGGACCGGUUUUUGUUGUCCAUCUGUACUGACAAUUGUUGCAUGAAACCUCUGCCUUAAAACCUGCACUUAAACAUGGCUUGCUGCAUGACCAGCAAUAGAAAUAUCUUACGAGCCAGUCAUAAACAACCUUAAUAAUCCAUGUUACUGAAUGUAUAAAAUAGUAAAGUAUGUCGAUGUAAUGCUUCCUGGACAGAUAUGGUCCUGAGACCCACAGUGUUGUUGGAUAAUUACUAGAAAAUGGACGGCAAUCAAACCCAACUGAACUGAAACUUGUUUUCAAGACUUGGAAAAAAGUCAGGAACAGUAGUGGCCUUGAGAUUUUAUGACUCAUGAGGUGAACCAAGCUUUGUGAGAAAAUGACACGUUCCCCCUUUUUUUUUUUAUUAAAGGUAUUUUUGAUGGCACGUGUUUUUUAAAAGCUUGAAGUGAGGACAAGUCAAUGGGAUUCGAUUUCAGGAAAACCUUGCUUCUCCUGAGGGUUUAUGUGUUCGCUGCAUGACAGGUGCAGGAGUGAUCCCUACU